Messenger RNA from Hippocampus comes (tiger tail seahorse), 4226 nucleotides. It is a transcript of the gene fmnl2a, whose product is annotated as formin-like 2a. Bases 583 to 3834 code for a protein of 1083 amino acids. Lineage: Eukaryota; Metazoa; Chordata; Actinopteri; Syngnathiformes; Syngnathidae. The transcript is spliced from 26 exons. Gene Ontology annotation, molecular function: small GTPase binding; actin filament binding. Gene Ontology annotation, biological process: regulation of cell shape; cell migration; cortical actin cytoskeleton organization. The record is from RefSeq and is a predicted model, not a curated record. Gene Ontology annotation, cellular component: cytosol.
AAUGCAAUAGCAAAAUGUCAUCUCCUUGGCUACGGCUUUAGUGGAGCUAAAGAAGACGAAGAAGGAGGCUCGGCCCGGUUGAAAGGAGUCAUUGUGGUGCGGGAUGAGCGGGUGUGUGUAAGUUAGCACGCCCCCUCCUCCUUGACUAUCUUCUGAGCAGAGAGGAGGGAUUAGUUAAUGAGCACACACACAUACACACAUCACCUCCUCGUCGGGGCUACUCCGCGACGUGGAAACUAAGUGUAAAGCUUGAAUCAUGCCCCUCGUCAUCCUCGCCGACUGGAAGCGUGAUCGAAAUUGGGCGAAAUUCGGAUAACAACGAGUGAAGUUUCCAGGUCUGUCUUCCAACUACCACCACCAGCACCUCCGCCGGCCGCCACCCGCCCUCCUCCGCAGUACUCCCGGGAAAAUGCGCCCUUACCACGGGCUCCUCCGCUGCCCCCACUCCACACUCCUCGCAUGUGCUCGAUAUGUUGAAGUGAGCACGGGCAAGGAAUAGAAACGUUUUUUUUUUUAAUAUAAACGCGUGUGGAUACUUUUUAUUUGUAGGUUGAACUAAACAACUGGUUGCUCCAAUUCAACAUGGGGAACGCAGGGAGCAUGGACCAGCACACGGAUCUCAGGGGCCACAAUAUGCCCCUAAAACUACCAAUGCCGGAUCCGGGGGAGCUGGAGGAAAGAUUCGCUAUAGUUUUGAACUCAAUGAAUCUUCCGCCGGACAAAGCUCGCCUCUUGCGGCAGUACGACAACGAGAAGAAGUGGGAGCUCAUCUGCGAUCAGGAACGAUUCCAAGUGAAAAACCCCCCACACACCUACAUCCAAAAACUGAGGGGUUAUCUUGACCCGGCAGUCACAAGAAAGAAAUUCCGCCGACGAGUUCAGGAGUCCACCCAAGUCCUGAGAGAACUGGAAAUUUCAUUGCGGACCAAUCAUAUAGGGUGGGUGAGAGAGUUCCUGAAUGAAGAAAACAAAGGCCUGGACGUGCUGGUGGACUAUCUUUCUUUUGCACAGUACGCCGUCACGUUCGAUGGCGACGCUGUGGAAAACAGUCCAGAGGCCCUGCUGGACAAGUCUAAACCUUGGAGUCGCUCCAUCGAGGACCUGCACGGAGGCGGCACGCUGCCAUCGCCCCUCGGCGGCAACGGCAUCACCCGGGCGGGCCGGCACUCAACGUUACGAUGUAACACUUUGCCCAGCCGCAGGACACUGAAGAACUCCAGGCUGGUCUGCAAGAAAGACGACGUUCACGUCUGCAUCAUGUGCCUGCGUGCCAUCAUGAACUACCAGUACGGCUUCAACAUGGUCAUGUCCCACUUAAAUGCUGUGAAUGAAAUUGCACUAAGUCUCAACAAUAAAAACCCAAGAACCAAAGCUCUGGUGUUGGAACUCCUGGCGGCAGUUUGCCUCGUGAGGGGAGGUCACGAAAUCAUCCUUGCUGCCUUUGACAACUUCAAGGAGGUUUGUAUGGAAGAGCAGCGCUUUGCGAGGCUAAUGGAGUAUUUCAAGAACGAAGACAACAACAUCGAUUUCAUGGUGGCCUGCAUGCAGUUCAUCAACAUUGUGGUGCACUCGGUGGAGGACAUGAACUUCCGGGUUCAUCUGCAGUAUGACUUCACCAAGCUGUCUUUGGACGAAUUCUUAGAUAAAGUCAAGCACACGGAGAGCGAUAAGCUGCAGGUUCAGAUCCAGGCCUACUUGGACAACGUGUUUGACGUCGGCGCGCUUCUGGAGGAUGCAGAGACCAAAAAUGCUGCCCUCGAGCGUGUGGAGGAGCUGGAAGAGAACAUGUCACAUUUGACAGAGAAGCUGCUGGAUGCAGAGAACGAAGCCAUGGCCAAAAUAGUGGAGCUGGAGAAGCAGCUGAUGCAGACAAACAAGGAUCUGGAAGGCAUGAAGGAAGCCUACAAAGACACCAGCGGGAAGCUCCACUCGCUGCGGCAGAUCUUGAAGGAGAAGGACGAGGCCAUCCAGCGACAGAGUCACCUGGAGAAGAAGAUCCACGAGCUGGAGAAGCAGGGCACCAUCAGGAUACACAAAAAGGGAAACGGCGACAUCUGCAUCCUCCCGUCGUCGCCCUCCGGCGUCGUCGUCGAAGGGUUCCCCAGUGCCACGGUGGGCGGAAACGGCGUCGGCGUCCACAGUCCGGCGCACGCGGGAAGCGGAGCGGGGGCUGCGGCGCCUGCGCCGCCUCCGCCGCCCCCGCUGCCAGAGAACGGCUCAGUGCCAAACGGACCGACGUCGACCACUCCUGCAGCGGCUCCUCCUCCGCCGCCGCCGCCCCCGCCGCCGCCGCCCCCGCCUCCUCCCCCGCUUCCACUCGCCAUGUCAGGCCACUCACCUCCCCCGCCGCCUCCUGCUGCUCCUCCACUGCCCGGCUGCGGAACCCCCACUGUUAUCAUGAACUCGGGUUUAGCCGCCGUUAAGAUCAAGAAACCCAUCAAAACCAAGUUCCGCAUGCCCGUCUUCAACUGGGUGGCCCUGAAACCCAACCAGAUCAACGGGACCGUCUUCAACGAGAUCGAUGACGAGAGGAUACUGGAGGACCUGAACGUGGAUGAGUUUGAGGAAAUGUUUAAGACGAAAGCCCAAGGCCAGGCGGUGGAGUUGACGCUGAGCAAGCAAGUUAUUCAAAAGGGACCCAACAAGGUGACGCUGUUGGACUCCAACAGAGCAAAGAACUUGGCCAUUACGCUAAGGAAAGUGGGCAAGACGCCUGAGGAGAUCUGCAAAGCCAUUCAGCUCUUCGACCUGCGCACUCUGCCCGUGGACUUCGUGGAGUGCCUCAUGCGCUUCCAGCCCACCGAGAACGAGGUGAAGACCCUGCGCCAGUUCGAGAAGGAGCGCAAGCCGCUGGAGAGCCUGACUGACGAGGACCGCUUCAUGAUGCAGUUCAGCAAGAUCGAGCGGCUCAUGCAGAAGAUGACCAUCAUGGCCUUCGUCGGCAACUUCGCGGAGAGCAUCCAGAUGCUCACGCCGCAACUCCAUGCGGUCAUUGCGGCGUCGGUGUCCAUCAAGUCAUCACAGAAGCUGAAGAAAAUUCUAGAGAUUAUUUUAGCCCUCGGAAACUACAUGAACAGCAGCAAAAGAGGAGCAGUUUAUGGGUUCAAGCUUCAAAGUUUGGACCUGCUCCUCGACACCAAGUCGACGGACCGCAAGAUCACGCUGCUGCAUUACAUCGCUAACGUGGUGAAGGAGAAAUACACGCAGGUCUCCUUCUUCUACAACGAGCUGCACUACGUGGAGAAAGCGGCAGCAGUGUCGCUGGACAACGUCCUGCUGGAUGUGAAGGAGCUGCAGAGAGGCAUGGAGUUGACCAAGCGGGAGUACAGCAUGCACGGCCACAACACCAUGCUCAAGGACUUCAUCGCGCACAACGAGAGCAAGCUGAAGAAGCUGCAGGACGACGCCAAGAUCGCGCAGGAUGCCUUUGACGAAGCCGUCAAGUUCUACGGGGAGAGUUCCAAAACCACGCCGCCGUCCGUCUUCUUCCCCGUGUUUGUGCGCUUUGUCAAGGCCUACAGGCAAGCCGAAGAAGACAACGAGCAAAGAAAGAGGCAACAGCAACUCCUGAUGGAAAAACUUCUGGAGCAAGAGGCCUUGAGGCAGGAAGAACAAAAGUCUCCCUCCCAUAAGAACAAAAGGCAACAGCAGGAGCUGAUCCAGGAACUGCGGAAGAAGCAAGUCAAAGACAGCCGCCAUGUUUACGAAGGCAAAGACGGCGCCAUCGAGGACAUCAUCACGGUGCUGAAGACGGUGCCCUUUACCGCCCGCACCGCCAAGCGUGGCUCUCGGUUCUUCUGCGAGCCCGCCCUCAAUGAGGAGUACCAUUACUAAGCUUGUAGAAAGUCUCUGGCACAAAAACAACAAGGUUGCCGGAACUCUCCGUUCUUCCCCCGCCAUCCCUCCUCCCCCCACACACGUUGUCCUCAAACAGCCUUGCACGCCUACUAACUUUCACACGACCUUGCCGUGGUGACGCCAGCGUGAGUGCGGGUUUGUGUUUUUUAAUGGUGUUUUCCUCCCUCCUGAUCACAAGGUGUUGGUGAAGGUCCACCUGCAUGAUGUCAUGAAUCAUCCUCUAAUAUUUAUCAUUUCAUCAUUCCAUCAUUCGCCCCACUCAAGAGUUGACUUAUAGCUCCAUGCUGCCCCUUAGUGGCCGUGGAUGGAAAUGCGCUCUAGUGAACCGCUUGACAAUACGUUGUGACGAUAUAAUUUUCAGUGAUUUU